This is a messenger RNA of Penicillium lagena, 918 nucleotides long. Its product is annotated as pyridoxal 5'-phosphate synthase subunit PdxS. Gene Ontology annotation, biological process: pyridoxine biosynthetic process; pyridoxal 5'-phosphate biosynthetic process; amino acid metabolic process. Lineage: Eukaryota; Fungi; Ascomycota; Eurotiomycetes; Eurotiales; Aspergillaceae. Bases 1 to 918 code for a protein of 305 amino acids. Gene Ontology annotation, molecular function: amine-lyase activity. The record is from RefSeq and is a predicted model, not a curated record. The transcript has 3 exons.
AUGGCUGCUACCAAUGGCACCCCCGCCAACGACUUCACCGUCAAGGCCGGCCUCGCCCAGAUGUUGAAGGGUGGCGUGAUCAUGGACGUGGUCAAUGCCGAGCAAGCUCGCAUCGCUGAAGAAGCCGGUGCCGCUGCCGUUAUGGCGCUCGAACGUGUCCCGGCCGAUAUCCGCGUCCAGGGCGGCGUGGCGCGCAUGUCUGACCCUAGCAUGAUCAAGGAGAUCAUGGAGGCUGUGACCAUCCCCGUGAUGGCUAAGGCUCGCAUUGGCCACUUUGUUGAGUGUCAGAUCCUCGAGGCCAUUGGCGUUGACUACAUCGACGAGUCGGAGGUACUCACCCCCGCCGACGACGUCUACCACGUCACCAAGUCCGGCUUCAAGGCCCCCUUCGUCUGCGGGUGCCGCAACCUUGGAGAGGCACUCCGCCGCAUCUCCGAAGGCGCCGCCAUGAUCCGCACGAAGGGUGAAGCGGGCACAGGCGACGUCGUCGAAGCGGUCAAGCACAUGCGCACUGUGAAUGCGCAGAUCUCCCGCGCGCGCGGCAUCCUGCUCGCGAGCCAGGACCCCGAGCCCGAGCUGCGUGCCUUUGCGCGCGAGAUCGAGGCCCCCUACGAGCUGGUCCGCGAGUGUGCGGAGAAGGGCCGGCUGCCGGUUGUUAACUUUGCUGCUGGCGGUGUGGCUACCCCUGCAGAUGCGGCGCUGAUGAUGCAGCUUGGUUGUGAUGGAGUUUUUGUGGGAUCGGGGAUUUUCAAGUCGGGCGAUGCGAAGAAGCGCGCCAGGGCUAUUGUCCAGGCCGUUACGCACUACAAGGAUGCCAAGGUGCUGGCGGAGGUUAGCCAAGGGCUGGGUGAGGCCAUGGUCGGUAUUAAUGUCAAGUCGAUGGCUGAGGGGGACAAGUUGGCUGGUCGCGGCUGGUAG